UUAUGACAUUAAUGUUUCACUUGUAUCUCAGACUUGUACUGGUACACAGCUAGAAAAAUUCAGGCAUGGAUAUAUUCAAUCUCCGGAUUAGUUGGACAGCUUUCAUCAUAUGGUUUCUGCAUGUGUUGGUGUGUGAGUGUGUCCCACUGCCAGACUCAGACCCUCAGAUGUACGGGGAGAUCCAUUCCCCCCAGUAUCCUCUGCCCUAUCCCCCCAACCAGCAGAAGCAGUGGGAGAUCAGCGUGCCGGAGGGCUUCCAGAUCAGCCUGACCUUCACACAUCUGGACAUUGAGGCCUCUGCAGGCUGCUACUACGAUUCCAUCACAGUCCUAUAUGAUGAAAAGGUGCUUGGAAAGUUUUGUGGCAAUGAGAACUCUGCUGAUGGACGUCACCCCGGCCACCAGCCCAUUUUGUCUCCAAGCAGCAGACUCACCUUGAUAUUCCAGUCCGAUGACUACAACCCGGACCGAAACCAGAAUGUGGGAUUUUCUGCUCAGUACCAAGCAAUAGACAUUGAUGAAUGCUCAGCACCAGAACCUGAGGAUGGAUCUGGUCCACUCUGCUCUCAGAUCUGCCUCAACACACUUGGGUCGUAUCUCUGUGCUUGUCACCAUGGCUACGAGCUACGCUCAGACGAACGCACCUGCAUAUUAUCCUGUGUCGGAGGUGUAUUUGAUGAGCUAGAAGGACACUUGAUGAGUCCAGGUUAUCCGAACCCCUCGCCAGAUGCUUUGUCCUGUCAGUAUAUAAUUUCUGUGGAGUCCGGCUUCACUGUCUCGCUUAACUUCUCUGACAAAUUUCACAUUGAGAGUGUGGACACAGAGGAAGGCCCAAACUGUCUCUAUCACUGGUUGGAGGUGAUCAUCCCAGACAGAAAUCCCAUGAAGCUGUGUGGGGGAACAAGCCCAGGAUUAAUAAACACAAACUCAAACAUUGUGAAACUGGGCUACAAUAUUGAUAAUCAGGGACAAAGCAAUGGAUGGAGCCUGGAGUACAGCACACACAGAGUGACUUGUCCAGUUCCCGGUGAAGUCGCAAAAGGAAGGGUCACCCCUUCCUUAACUGAGUACUUCUACAGAGAUUAUAUUUUUGUGCGCUGUGAUGAAGGAUACAAACUAAUGAUGAAUGGUGCGGAGAUAAUGGGUUUCUCUACCAUGUGCCAAAGCAACGGAGAGUGGCAUCUCCCUCUGCCUGAAUGCCACAUAAUUGAUUGUGGAGAACCUGAUCCCCUGCUGAAUGGAGGAGUUAACUUCCUGUCUGGCUUCCAGAACCAAUAUCUUUCUGUUGUUCAGUAUCAUUGCAAUGAACCAUUUUAUUCACCAUACGGUGGCAAUAAUGUUUCUCUCACCUGUGAAGCGGAUAGACAGUGGCGAUCCAACCAUGAUGUUAUUUUAAGACCAGCAUGCCUACCAGUUUGUGGUCGACCAACGAAACAAAUUGAAAAUGACUUUCAGAGGAUUAUUGGAGGAAAUGAUGCUGCAGAGCAUACCAUCCCAUGGCAAGCUUUAAUAAAUGUAGGUAGCAACAGAGGAGGAGGUAUGAUCAUAGCAGAUCGCUGGAUUUUGACUGCAGCUCAUGUGGUUGUGCCUAAUGGACAAGUACAAACUCCUGAGGCUUUAUCUGUUUACCUUGCAGUUACAGAUGCUGACCAAGUUAUAGAAAAUCCUUCCCUGAAUGUAACUGCAGUCCAUGUUCACUCUGAAUAUAAUAAUCCAAAAAAUUUAAAUUUUGACCACGACAUUGCAUUGAUAAAACUUAAAGACCCGAUCACAUUCCAAGCAGCAAUAAUGCCACUGUGUCUGCCAUCAGAUAAUGACACAUAUGACACCGGAAUGAUGGGGAUGGUAUCUGGCUUUGGCAUUACAGACAAAGGCAAUCAGCGGCGUUUUCUAACAAAUAAGCUGAAGUAUGUACAUGUUCCAGUGGUGGAACAGGAAAAAUGCAGUAAUUCUUUGAAGGGAAUGCCUAGUAGCCAGACACCAAGACUGACAAACAACAUGUUCUGUGCUGGAACUCCUGAAGGUGGGAAGGACUCUUGCAAAGGUGACAGUGGGAGUGGCUUCACUCUGCAAUCUGAAAAUAGACGAUUCUGGGCUGCUGGGAUUGUCAGCUGGGGGUUCAGAUGUGGACAGAAAGGAAAAUACGGAUUUUAUACCAAAGUGGCAAACUAUGUAGACUGGAUUAACAAGAUCAUGCGAGAAAAUUGAAAGCAUUCAAGCAUUGAAACUUCAUUGAAGCACAAUGACAACUCAAGCUAUAUACACAGAGAAAAAUGAAUCUGUGGUGAAAUAAAUUUAAGACAACUGAAUCUGUGAACUCAACCAUAAAAAUUCAAGUUAGUAUCUUUACACAAAUAUAUGUAGUAUUGAGGUCAAAAAUGUUUGUUCACAAUACAGUUUUCGGAAAAUAAAUUGCUUAAGUACUAUGAGCCUAUCUUUUUAAAUUCACCACGCAACAAAAAACAAUCUUGUAAUCUUUACUGUGUUGAAAACAGCAAAUGCUACCCAUAAGCCAUCAGAGUUCCCAAGCAACAACGGACCAGCAGUGAUUUGAAGUACACUGAUAAAAAUAUUCUGCACUGACAAAAAUAUUCUCAUAUAAAUAAAGUUAAAAUGUCAUAUAAAUGAAGUUAAAUUAAAUGAAUGUGCAGGAUAUCCCCAGAUGUUACUUCAUGUCUGCUGAAGCAAAUCUGUAAACCAAAGAGAAAGUUUUGAACAUUUGUACAACUGAUUUCUGUGUUGAAAAAUAAAAUAUGCAUUGAUGACACAA
Messenger RNA from Xiphophorus maculatus (southern platyfish), 2769 nucleotides. It is a transcript of the gene c1r, whose product is annotated as complement C1r. Bases 66 to 2207 code for a protein of 713 amino acids. Gene Ontology annotation, biological process: complement activation; proteolysis. Gene Ontology annotation, molecular function: serine-type endopeptidase activity; calcium ion binding. The record is from RefSeq and is a predicted model, not a curated record. Gene Ontology annotation, cellular component: extracellular region. The transcript has 13 exons. NCBI's taxonomy places the organism in Eukaryota, Metazoa, Chordata, Actinopteri, Cyprinodontiformes, Poeciliidae.